AAAUACUAUCCACAAUGGGUGACCAAGAAGAUAUUGGUAAUGACUUUGAAUCUGGAGAGUCUGGAGCCUCCAAUUCCUUUCCGACACAAUGCUCUGCUUUGAGGAAAAAUGGUCACGUUCUUCUGAAAGGUCGUCCUUGCAAGAUUAUAGAAAUGUCUACAUCAAAAACAGGAAAACAUGGUCAUGCAAAGGUUCAUUUGGUUGGUAUCGACAUUUUCACAGGCAAAAAAUACGAAGAUGUUAGCCCUUCUACACAUAACAUGAGUGUUCCUAAUGUAACAAGAUUAGAUUAUCAAUGCGUUGACAUACAAGAUGGAUUUGCUUCUUUGAUGAGUGACGAUGGUAACCUUAGGAGUGAUUUGACAGUUCCGAAAAAUGAAGUUGGAGAAGACAUUUUAAAGAGGCAUACCAAUGACGAAACUUUUAUGGUCACUGUUCUAAAGGCUAUGGGCGAAGAAAUUAUUGUUGGUACCAAGCAGGCAAAUAAUGCAGCCAAGAACUGAUCUUGACAAAAAGUAGAUUUUUUGCUAUAUUUGGCUCCUUCAACAUUUGGACUGAUCACUGAUUGGCUGAAAAAUCACAGUUGGUUGGUGGUACAGUGAUCCUUACAUAACUAUCAGAUGUUUCUUAAGUGGACAGAAAAGAUGGAAAAAGAAUCUGAAAGAAGAUGAAGAAACACUUUGUUUAGAAAUAACCUUAAACAAGAUUUAAAGAAUGAAUGUGAUGAUUUAAGUAAAUUCGGCUUGAGCAUUUAUAUUCUAAAAAUUCUGUACUAAGUCCUUUUAUUCUGCCUUCGGAUUUUUUUUUUAAAUGACUUUGAAGGCAUUAACACCAUUGUGUCGAUUCCUUAGUUUUGAGGUUGUAACAUUAGAUGGCACCAUGCCUAAUGUUGUGCCCAUUUAAUUGCAUAUUACAUCUCAAGAUGACUAUUUCUUCAGUGCUUACUGCAGGUUGUAUUUUAAACUACAAGACAUGAUGGCCCUAUUUCUUUGCACUGAACUCAUAUGUAUACUUUUAUAGUAGCUACAUAUAAGGUACUUUUAAAGCACUAAUGUUCAGGUUCAUAAGCACAUGGCAGCAUCCUUGGAUUGCAUUGUAUCUUAUCACUGGACUUGGGUUUUAUAAAGUGCUUGACAGCAUCUUAUGACAAAGUUCUUUAGUUAAUAAAAGAAAAUUGAUGAACUAUCUUCACAAUGUUAUGUUGUAAAUGUCUUUAAACAAAAAAAACCACCCUUUUUUCUGCUAUUUCAUAUUGGUACCAAAUGAUUACUUUCUGCUAUUAAGUGCUAAUGAUCCAAUUGAAAGGUUUCAUUAAAUUUUGAGAGUUGCAUUGAAUUUUGUCCAAACAAAUGCAAAAUAAAUUAUCAUGACCAUAAAA
Ylistrum balloti is the source of this 1378-nucleotide messenger RNA. RefSeq names its product eukaryotic translation initiation factor 5A-1-like. Gene Ontology annotation, biological process: positive regulation of translational termination; positive regulation of translational elongation. NCBI's taxonomy places the organism in Eukaryota, Metazoa, Mollusca, Bivalvia, Pectinida, Pectinidae. Gene Ontology annotation, molecular function: RNA binding; ribosome binding; translation elongation factor activity. Bases 15 to 503 code for a protein of 162 amino acids. The record is from RefSeq and is a predicted model, not a curated record. The transcript has 4 exons.